AUGGAAGAAAUGAGAUCAUUGUUAGAUUCCCUAAUGGGAAAGGACAGGAACGAAACGGAUGCCAGGAAAAAGCACAGCUUCAAGGACGAUAAUGUGUGUAAGUAUUACUUAAUUGAUUUUUGUCCUCACGAUCUUUUCCACAAUACAAAAAGUGACAUAGGGAGAUGCAAAAACAUACAUUCAGAAGUUCUAAAGGAACAACUGGCAAAUCAUGAAGAUUAUAAAUACUACCGGGCAAAAUAUGAGCAAAAGUUUAUGAGAACGCUGGAAAAUAUUAUCGACUUGGCCGAUCACAAAAUUGAGAGAACCAAAGAAAAAUUAAGGUACAUGUCGGAGAAUAGCAAAAAUCAUGUGGACAAGAAAGAGAAAAUCGAAAGUAUCAGUAAUCACAUAGAGGACUUACAAAAACGGGAAGAAGAAGCUCGGGAAAAGGGGGACUUAGUCAAGGCAGACAGUUUUAGCAGCCAAGUGACCACCCUUCAAGCAGAAAUCAAAAGGUUAAAUGAGGAGCCUGAGAAGGUAGCGGAGCCAAAUUUGAUGGUUUGCGAAGUAUGCGGAGCCAUGAAAUCGCCCGGAGACCCCAUUACGAAACUUGAAAACCAUGCCAGUGGAAAGCAGCACAUAGGAUUUGAAACGAUAAGGAGUGCUCUAACUAAAUUGAAAGACACCGUGAAGGAACGAGAACAAAUUAUUGAGAAAUAUAGAAAAGAAAAAUAUGCGCAUGAUGAGAAGUCUUCCAGAACAGAAAGAAGCCAUCGCGAUCGUGAACACAGAAGAAGAUCCAGCAGCCAUAGAAGAAGUUCAAAACGCCAUAGAUCUCAUGAUAGGAAUAGUCGGACGCAUCAGUCCAACAGGAGCAAACGCUCGAGAAAGCAUUCAUCCUCAUAUAGAAGUAGAUCCAGUAGCUGGAGCCGUUCCAGGGAAAGACAUAAAGAACGAUCGAGCAUCGAAGCAUGCCUCGAGUUACAGAUUUCAUGGAAAGGACUUAACAAGGAUGAUAGUAUUAAAGGUGCCGCCGAGGCCUUAAAAAAGAAAGACGCAGGGAAAAAUGUUUUUGAAACCCUGCACAAUUUGUUCCUAGAAGAAAAGGAGAGUAAUAAACGCAAGCAUGAAGAUUUGUCUGAACAUAUAGACAAAAUGAAGGCAUAUUUUGAUGAAAAAAUAAACUCCCUUAAGGAUAACACUCAUGAAAAUCUGGAAGAGUUAAAAUAUUACCUGGACCAGUUAAACAGGAAUAAUAAAGAUAAAGCAACGGACAACAACACCUUCCUGGACGAAUUGGAAAUUGUAAAAAAUGAUGUGAACAAAUUGAAGAAGGAGAAGGAGGAAAAUAUAAAUCUCAUCAAAACGAGCAUGCGGACUUACUUCGACAAAAUAAAGGGGAUGCUAAGCGUAAUGAACGCAAACAUAGAGAGCGUUAGGGAGGAGCUAGCGACUUAUAAGGAAAACAAUCAAAUAGACAAUAAAAAAAAAAAUAUCGAAAUUUUGCAGCUGAUAAACGAAGAAAACGAGGCACUGAACAAAAAGAUGGAGGAGUCUCUCAACUCGCUAAGCAGCGACAUUUGCGAAGCCACAGAGCAGAUCAUCAACUUUAAGGAGCACAUGGAAAACCAAGUGAAGGACAUAAAAAACGAGACAGAUAUGAAUAAAAGAGAAAUGGACGAGAAGACUAACGAACUGACUACAAAUCAGAAGAAACUGCUGAACGAUUUUUAUCCUUCCGAAAUGGGCUAG
Messenger RNA from Plasmodium fragile, 1734 nucleotides. RefSeq lists its product as uncharacterized. The transcript is spliced from 13 exons. The record is from RefSeq and is a predicted model, not a curated record. Gene Ontology annotation, biological process: mRNA splice site recognition. Gene Ontology annotation, molecular function: mRNA binding. Gene Ontology annotation, cellular component: U1 snRNP; U2-type prespliceosome. Lineage: Eukaryota; Apicomplexa; Aconoidasida; Haemosporida; Plasmodiidae. The coding region runs from base 1 to 1734 and encodes 577 amino acids.